AUGAAACUUUCGACUGUGUUCAUAAUUUUUGGAGUUUUCAUUAUUUUUCAAUUUUCUGAUGCAAAACGAGUCCUUAGCUAUACAUCCAUAGCUUGUUCAGGAUCGAAUAAAACUGUUGUGAUAUCAGAAUGUUACAUUAAAGCAGUUUCGAAAAGACAAUCUGGCUUGAACAUUGUUUUGGAUUUUAUCAAGAAAGUUUCCUAUGAUUUCGGUGUUAAAUUUGGAAAAGUUUACCGAUCUCUUGCAAAAGAUGAUAUCGACAUAUGCAAGUUUUUGAGUGGAACACAAACAAGCGUCAUGAAAUUUGUCAUGAAUUUAAUCAAACGAACUUUACCGAAAAAUCUUCUUGAACCAUGUCCAAAAUUUGGAUGUUAUAAAUUAUUUAACGUCACAGCUGACCUACCAAGUUUUAGAAGAGCAGCUUUUCCAAAUGUAUCUCAUAGUGUCUUUAUGCAUUUCCAUAAUUCGGAUGAUAAAAAUAUUUCGUCAAUUCAAUUAUAUGCUGAGGGUAUAAAUUAUUACUGA
Molecule: messenger RNA, 525 nt
Organism: Clunio marinus
Lineage: Eukaryota; Metazoa; Arthropoda; Insecta; Diptera; Chironomidae
Source: the annotation of a GenBank genome assembly